This is a messenger RNA of Ornithodoros turicata, 5177 nucleotides long. Its product is annotated as phospholipid-transporting ATPase ABCA3-like. NCBI's taxonomy places the organism in Eukaryota, Metazoa, Arthropoda, Arachnida, Ixodida, Argasidae. The record is from RefSeq and is a predicted model, not a curated record. The transcript has 24 exons. Gene Ontology annotation, cellular component: membrane; intracellular membrane-bounded organelle. Bases 67 to 5145 code for a protein of 1692 amino acids. Gene Ontology annotation, molecular function: ATP hydrolysis activity; lipid carrier activity; ATP binding. Gene Ontology annotation, biological process: lipid transport; transmembrane transport.
CGCGUGUUGCAGAAGAACCAUCGUCGAUUCGCGAGGGUCGGACGUGCGAGAGUGAACCAUAGCGAGAUGAGUAGCUGGGGCAGCCAGCUCCCUCUCGUCCUCUGGAAGCACGUCUACCUCACCCGAAUCCGACGACAUUACGUAGCAACAUUGCUGCAAGUGGCCUUCAUGGUGCUUUUACUAAACGGCGUUUGGGAAGAAUCCGUUGCUCCCUACUCUGCUGCCCCUUCCAAAGAACAAUUCUACGACGUGUCGGACCCCUUGGAGCCAUGGAGAAGAAAAAACUUCACACACGGUCUUUUCGCCUUCACACCACCUACUGGAAUCGCCCUCAACAUAAGUGGAAAAGCGGCUCCUAUUCUUGGCUCCUGGACUCUGAUGCCAAUGGAGAACACCUCGGCACUGCAAGACUUCGUGGCACAAGAGGGAGAGGAUCGCGUUGGGAUUGCAUUCAAGGAAGAACCAGACGGCAUUUCUUACGUCGUUCGAUUCAAAGACACUGAGUUUGAUAUUGGCUUGGAUUAUGGUGAAGACCUGCUCACUCCUGGCCCGCGCAGCGUCGACAACUCGCACGAAAUAACUCGCCUGCUUCCUGUCCAAUAUGCCGUGGAGUCUAGCAUCAUCCAACUGACUGCACCUCGGGAAAGCAAUUAUAGUGAUAAUCACAAUAUGCUGGAACUCCAACGCUUUCCGUACCCCCGUGUGUUUGAGGGAUCUGAAGGUGCCACAUUGUCCAUGGUCGCAAUACGCUUUGGAAUUGGUAUCUUCGUACCAUUCUGUACCCUAGUCAUGACACUGGUUCAAGAGAAGUCCACAGGCAUGAAGGGAAUGCUGUGGAGGACAGGCAUAAUUGAAGGCGUCUACUGGAUGGGCCAUUUCCUUGAUGCCGGCUUGGUGAUUAUAACAGCUGUAUCCCUGAUGUACGGGCCGUUGUUUGUGUUGCCAAAUAGUUCGGGAACAACAUUUCUGCAAUACACCAAUCCUGCUAUCAUGCUCCUCAUCCUACUACUCUUCGGAGCCCUUACCAUAUUACAUGGAAUGUUCCUCUCCGUUUUCAUCUGGAGGCAUGAAAUGUCCUUCGUGGUGUCCGCCGUCUACUGGUUUUCUAUGACUGUUGUACCUUAUGUCUGCUUGCAAAAUCUGUUUGGUCACGGUUACUACUUUGUCAACGGAGCGGUGAAAAUGUGGUCUUCCAUUUCACCAUUCAUGUACUUGCACUGGUGCUUCAGGGUUAUCGAACGGUACGAGAAAUAUAGUGCACAACUCUCCUGGACUGAGCUUUUCGAUGAGGAAACGACGCUUGACAACGUCAGCAUCGGAAGCUUGACUAUGAUAGCCUUAGUUACUGCUGUCGUGCUCGGUUUCCUCAUCUGGUAUCUGGACAACAUCGUUCCUUGGAACUAUACUGUUUCGAAGCCAUUCUACUUCUUUCUCACGUUCGACUACUGGACCCCUUACCGGAAGUGGAACAUUCGCAGGGAGCAAAUGAAACUAGAUGCUGAGACAUUUGAACCAGAACCUACUAAAAUGGACCCUGCGGUUGUAUUCGUCGAUACCAAUAAGACUGGGACGAAAGGAAUAUCAUCACCGGUGUAUAAUGUUAACUUGAACAUCUACAGCAAGCAAACUACGGUUCUCUUGGGCCCAGAAAAGUGCGGUCAUAUUACGCUUAUUAACUUCCUUACAGGUGCCGACGUACCGACUACUGGGGAAGUUUACAUCAACAACUACGAUGUAGUGAGCAACCCACGAAAAGCAUGGGAGUUUCUCAGCUACUGUCCCAGGGACAAUAUCGUGUUUGCUGACAUGACAGUAGAGGAGCACAUCCUCUAUUUUACAUCGAUCCGCGGCACAUCUUGGAGGGACGCACAUGAUGGAGCAAUGGCUGUUCUGAGACAACUCGACCUGUUUAAUGUAAAAGAUGAGCUGGUGGGAACCCUCACCGUCCGCAUGCAGAGAUCCGUAUGCGUUGCCAUCGCCGUUUGUCUAAUGGAUAAGAUACCCGUAUUAAUCUUAGAAGAACCGACUCGAUUAAUGGAUCCUAAAUGUCGUCACGAAGUGUGGGAAAUGAUCAUGAGAGCGAGCCGGAGGAGCAGCGUGUUGAUGACGACGAACAGCAUGGAAGAAGCGGAGAAUAUGGCCGACAGGGUUAUUAUGAUGCACGAGGGGAAAGUGGUCUGUGCAGGAUCUCCAGGGUGGCUCCGUGAACGUUUUGGCUCCAAGUACUAUAUGCAUUUCACGAAGGCCACGCAGUUCAGGUCCAACUACGUGGAAAGGUUGAUAUGGCAAUACGUCGGGAAGCCUACAAAAAUAUCUGAUACCACGUACGAGGCAGUGUACUACAUAGGGGAACGCAGCAGGACAUCGAGGAUGGCGGCUUUGUUUCGAGCACUAGACCUGGACAGAACCAGACUCGGCUUCGUAUUUAUGGGUGUGGCGGUCACAUCUCUUGAAGACAUCUACCUCAAGAUUGCGGCUGGAGAGGACCCUAAGAAAGCCGGUGCAGGCGAUGCCCCAGAGGCACAGGCAAAGAAGGAAGCCGAAGAUCUGGAAGCCUUGCAUGUUGUUGCCAGUGCGAAAGCUGGUCCCGUGAACGUUUGCGCAUUUCUUGUUGGACUUUUGAUGAAAAGGUUCGUCAUCUGGAGAAGGGUAUGGUCAACGAGAACACUCGAGCUGUGGCUACCUCUCGGCCUCUUCCUUUUGUCCGGUUUUCUUGAAGCGCGUCUUAGCCAUAAAAACAAUGGCUCUCAGCAGAAGCUCACUUACACCGUACAGACACUAUUUCGCCAGUCUUAUGGCUUUGUCGUGUCCGACAAACCAGAUUCUCGCUUCGUAAAGAAUGUUAUCGUGCCGCUGAUGCAGGACAACAAUGUGCACCUGCUGCCUAUAGAGGGACAUAGUGUUGAAAAAGAGCUCUUAGCGCUUGCACAAGAGGACAUCUACCGAUACGUCUACUGGUAUCAUUAUGGCGUGACCAUCCUUGGUGACAAGGUCCGUCUGUGGUACAACGCCCAGUGUCCACACACAGCCAUCCUCAUAACUAACAUGUACCACACAGCGGUCUACAGAAACCUUAGCACAAAACAGAACUGGCAUAUCACGCUGACGAACUAUCCGUUCGAAGACGUGAAGGACCAAGCAGAAGACAGUUUCCGGAUGCAGCACGGCUCCAUCGUAUCCGACCAUGAAGAGAACCUGUUCGUUGCUAGGAAUGGACUCCUCCGUGUUGUCCACUCGUUGGUGAUUUCUUUGGCAAUGUCCUUUCACUCAGCCAGUUACAUUUUUUUGCCUGUCCUGGAAAGAGUGAACGGAGUGAAGCAUCUGCAGCUCAUGACUGGAAUGCCCGGGUACAUCUUCUGGGCGGGUAACCUCCUGUUUGACGGUUUCUUUGCCGUUGUUCAUGGCGGUAUCUUCACUGCAGCGAUCUUCUGGAACCACAGCUAUAUCACGUCCCCAUAUGUGGGAAGCAUAUUUGCGCUUUUCUGUGCAUAUGCUAUGGCUGUAUUGCCGUUAACGUACCUGUGCUCAAUGAUGUUCACCAAUGCUGCCUGGGCGUUUUCAAUCUUGGCGUUGCUUCUUUUCCUAGCGGGUAUGGUUGGCUCCCUGGCUGUGGAAAUGUUUGGAAUCCUAUUGAGACAUGCACCUUCCGACGCAACAAGUAUCUUAAUAGUAUUGUGGGGAUUCUUUUGCCGUUGGUUUCCUACCUACUCCCUCACGCGUGGUGUGAUUAAAAUCAUCCUCCUGUAUAAGUUCAACGUACUUUGCACAACUGGAGGCGAUGUACUAAUUGAAGCCUGCUCCGACCACUACCUCUCCAAUGAUGGAAGGAUUACACCAUGUUGCAACGCAUUGAAGAAUAAUGAGACAGCUGGGGCGACGCUGACGCCUCUCGGCAUGGGCUAUGAAACAGGCUUGUUUGAACUGGUCACCAUGUUAGUUGAAGGCUUGCUGUAUAUGGGACUCCUGUCGCUCAUGGACUCCCCUCAGAUGAGUGCCCUCCAGUGGUACUGGUAUGGACGCAACGAAACCCAGGGCUCUGCUGAUCAGGACAAGGGUCCGAGACUCGUUGCUGUCGCUCUCGACCACGACGUGGAGAAAGAAGCAGAACUUGUAGAGGAAAUUUACAAAGCCCACGUCUUUAAGAAUGUCGCACUUGCUGUCCGCGGCCUUGAGAAGUGGAUCGGACACAUCAAUAGGAUAAAAACAGUGGGCAGUCUCAGCUUCACGUUGAAGCAAGACGAAUGUCUGGGUUUGAUCGGUGUCAACCUCUCGGGCAAGACAACCAUCAUGAACAUCCUCACUGGCUUGGUUGUGCCUACGUCCGGCAACGCCUACAUGCCAAAGUUAAGCUUACGAGGUGACCUGAAGCAAUGGCAGCAGUGUAUUGGCUACGCUCCAGAGUCCACUUUCCUAAUUCCCUGUAUGACUGGACGGGAAGUGCUGGAUCUGUUUGCGCGCUUCAAGGGGAUAUCAGACAGGUCACACGUCGUCACAAACGUCUUGAAGUUUGUCAGCAUUACGCAGCAAAAUACCAUGUGGAGCAAGUACAGCAUUGGCGAGCAGAAGAUACUGGGAAUCGCUAUAGCACUUCUCGGUGUUCCACCGAUCCUUCUGCUCGACGAGCCCAUUUCUGACGUUGACCCCGUGUCACGAAUACAGAUCAUGCGUAUUCUCCAAGUUCUGAAGAGCAGCCGGACCAUGUCAAUAAUAAUUUCGUCUCACGGGAUCAGGCACUGCGAGCACCUUUGCGACCGCGUCGCACUCCUUGUAGGUGGAAAGAUCGAAGCGAUGGGAAACGCUUUGCAGUUGAACGAAAAGUAUGGUCGUUGCUACACGAUCACCAUCAAGACACUGGCAGCACAGCGCAAUGACAUCUACUAUCACAACAGGAUAUGUAGGGCAAUGAAAGAAGAAUUCCACCAGUGUGCCCUCAGUCACAAUUACAAGGGCAUACUAUGCUUCCGCGUAGGAAAAACCUACAAUGACUGGAAUGAGAUCUUCUACAAGAUGGUGGAUAUUCAACAAAAGCUCGAGUUUAAGGAUUUUCUCAUCAGUGACAUCACACUGGAACACAUAUUUGUUGGGCUGGCACGGAAGCAGAUCCUGGCUACAGCAAACCGCGUGUACCUUAGUACUAGUCAGUAGCGUAAUGAAGAAUAAAAACCGCUGUACUGGUA